AUGUCCAAAAGAUGUUUAAACAACGGCGAAAUCGUGAUGGAUAUACGUCUCAUUAGCGGGACGUACAAUUUGGAUAGUUCGGGAGAUCUCCCGAAAAACGGGAUCAACAAGUACGUAUCGAACAACAGCGACUUGGAAGAGUUUGGACUAUUCAGAACCAACCGCACAACGUCCACAAAUUGGCCGUAUGUCUCGUCUAUUGACGGUUUAACCACCAAAUUCGUGGAGAGCAAGUCCAGAAUGGUUCGGAAGUUUAUCUCCGCCAACAAUGCCGGGUAUCUUACUGUACUUUUCAUGAGAACUUGCAAAAUGUCGUAUUUCACCAACAAAUCGAUGUUUGUGCGCAGAAAACUGAACGAUUGCACUAUAAUGGCUGUAUCUUUAAGAAUAGUCUUGUUGGUUUCCUCCAAUAAAAUUGACCGCAACAGCGGGAAAUUGGGCUCGAUCUUGAUCUUCUCCUUAUCAUUACCCAAAACACACUGCUUGACGGUCUCGAUCCGGUCGAUCUUGUCCCGAAUGGACAGCGUUUCGAACGAAACUAACAAAGACAUACCGGUAAUUAGUUAA
Molecule: messenger RNA, 567 nt
Organism: Ogataea philodendri
Lineage: Eukaryota; Fungi; Ascomycota; Pichiomycetes; Pichiales; Pichiaceae
Exons: 1
Coding region: 1-567 (188 amino acids)
Source: RefSeq, a predicted model, not a curated record